Messenger RNA from Lolium perenne, 2273 nucleotides. RefSeq names its product OBERON-like protein. Gene Ontology annotation, biological process: root meristem specification; maintenance of shoot apical meristem identity; regulation of gene expression. Gene Ontology annotation, cellular component: nucleus. The record is from RefSeq and is a predicted model, not a curated record. NCBI's taxonomy places the organism in Eukaryota, Viridiplantae, Streptophyta, Magnoliopsida, Poales, Poaceae.
UCCGUCUCGUUUGGUAUCGUCGGGUUGGACUUCAUUUCUCGCAUCCAUAGAGGCAUAGACGAACAAUUAUCAGAGGCGACCAAGGGAGCUAAUCCGUCGCCUUUCCGGGCUCCGUCGAUCCUCCCGCCGAUCCCGUCGGCCCGCCGCGCCGAGCGUACGAUUUGUGUGGCAUGGGGACUUCCUCCGGCGCGAAUUUCCAUCAGCAGCCCCCGCCGCAGGGGAUGCUGCCGCCCCGGCACGGCGCACGGCCUCCGAGCCUGCAGACGUCCCUCUCGCUGGCCUCGUCGGAGCAGGUCGGCUCGCCGGAGAUGCAGGAGCCCGUGUCCAACUCUGACCAGGGGCACGACUCUGCCACCGAGAGCGCGAGCUCCAGGGAGACCUGGCCCGUGGAGCCGGAGCAUAGCAACGCUGCCGCUGCGAGUAGUGGCGGCGGCGUGAUAAAACUGGACAGGGCCAAGGACAUGGGGAAUGGUACCCCCAAGCUGCAGGUUAUCCGCGGAAGCUCCCGCAUCGACAGGGUUUCGCUGAGGGAGGUUGCGCGCGAGAGAGUUGACCUAGUUGCUGAGAGAAUGAAGGGAAUGCCAGAGGAGCACCUGGAGGAGAUCAAGAAUGAGCUCAGGUCCAUUCUGGAAGGGACCGGGGGCUCUCACCAUAUCGAGGAGUUUCUGUAUCUGCAGAAGUUUGUCCAGGGCAGGGGUGAUUUGACGCCAACUAUGCUUUCACUAGCCCAUCACGUUCAGCUGGAGAUCCUUGUGGCAAUCAAGACUGGAAUCCAGGCGUUCUUGCAUCCCAGCGUUACCAUUCCCCAAAGCCGCCUGGUGGAAGUCUUCUUGUACAAGAGGUGCCGAAACAUCGCUUGCCAGAGUGCUCUCCCUGCCGAGGAGUGCAGGUGCAAUGUGUGUGCUAACAGGAGUGGGUUUUGCAACCUUUGCAUGUGUGUCAUCUGCAACAAGUUUGAUUUCGAGGUCAACACGUGCCGCUGGGUUGGAUGCGAUUUCUGUUCUCACUGGACUCAUACCGACUGUGCGAUUCGUGAUGGCCAGAUUGGGACGGGGCAGUCAAUCAAGAGCGGCACUGGUCAUGCUGAAAUGCUUUUUAGGUGCCAGGCUUGCCAGAAGACAUCAGAAUUGUUCGGUUGGGUCAAGGAUGUGUUUCAGCAAUGUGCUCCUGGUUGGGAUAGGGAUGCUUUAUUGCGGGAGCUUGAGUUUGUUUGUAAGAUAUUUCGUCUAAGCGAAGACCCAAAAGGGAGGAAUUUGUUCAGGAAAUGUGUAAAUCUCAUUGAAAGGUUGAGGAACAGUUCUCCUGAUUCUGUCAAUCCUAGAAUGAUAAUGCAUGCACUUCGAGAGCUCGAUAUGGAUUCCCCAAAGAACUCUGAAAGUGAAGAAUCGGGGCGCUUGAUCACCCCCCAGGAUGCCUGUAACCGUAUUGCGGAGGUUGUCCAGGAAGCUGUCAGAAAGAUGGAGCUUGUCGCUGAAGAGAAAAUGGGGCUUUACAAAAAGGCCCGCCUCGCUGUGGAUGCCUGUGACCGGGAGCUUGACGAGAAGGCCAGAGCAGUUCAGGAGUUCAAGGCCGAGAGGCUGCGGAAGAAGCAGCAGGUGGAAGAGCUCGAGAGCAUUGUUCGGUUGAAACAGGCAGAGGCCGAGAUGUUCCAGCUCAAGGCAAGUGAGGCCCGUCAGGAGGCUGAGAGGCUCCAGAGCAUCGCACUCGCCAAAUCUGAGCGGGCCGAGCAGGACUACGCUAGCCUCUACCUCAAGCGUCGCUUGGAGGAAGCGGAAGCAGAGAAGCAGUUCCUCUUCGAGAAGAUAAAGCUUCAGGACGGUCAUCGGCCCCCGCAGGCGAGCAGCAGCGCGGCCAGUGAUCCCUCCCACCCACCCUCUCAGACGAUGAUGCUGUCCAAAAUUCAGGACCUUCUCAAGAACGUCCGCACCAUGCCGCCAAAAUCGGAGCCGCACUCCAAAUAAGAGCAGGAUUGCUAUUCCUGCUCAGAUCGGUGACUAGAGGUUUUAUUGUGCUAAUGUUGUGGUGGUUUCUUCAGUGUGAGAAGUAUUAACGAGAGUAUAAUCGGCGUCGUCCCCUUAGGAAACCAAAUGCUGUUGAGUUUGUCCAACUGCAGGUGGGGAUAUACUAGGCUAAUGAUGCGCCUGUAGGCUACAUUAUAGUCUUGUUAGUACUUUGAGAACGGUAAUGCUUGUAUCCUGCUAAAGUUUGUUCCAGUAGAUGAAACAGAGCUGAAGCAAACAGUGUUGUAUCUGUUACUUGUUGUUGGCCGGAAA